This is a messenger RNA of Eufriesea mexicana, 1643 nucleotides long. It is a transcript of the gene Gmppb, whose product is annotated as GDP-mannose pyrophosphorylase B. The record is from RefSeq and is a predicted model, not a curated record. The transcript is spliced from 5 exons. The coding region runs from base 456 to 1565 and encodes 369 amino acids. Gene Ontology annotation, molecular function: mannose-1-phosphate guanylyltransferase (GTP) activity; GTP binding. Lineage: Eukaryota; Metazoa; Arthropoda; Insecta; Hymenoptera; Apidae. Gene Ontology annotation, biological process: GDP-mannose biosynthetic process.
UAAUGACUAUAUGCGGAAUUUUAUCGUACGCAUGUGUCGCUAUGUACAACAGUGCCCGCUUAGUGCGGUUCCAUAUCCCCCACUAGUUAUUUAAGUAUAGGAUCUUAUGGCAAAUAGUAUACUAAAUAAGCUUUUGCUGUAUCUCACUCGCACUCAAUACUUUCCGUUUCAAUUCUCAAAUAAUCCAGAAACAAGGGAGGUAAAGAAAGAGACAGUCGAUGAUUCUUGGAAAUUCGCAUACCCGGAUAGUUGUAGCGAUAAGGUCCAGUACCCGUCGCAGCUAAGCGGGGACUAUUGUACGGACUACGUGUAUUUUAAUCCUACGUGGCAAUAUUUAUCAGUAAUGAUUGUAUUCUAUCUUUACUCCCUCAUACCAACAUGUAGUCAUCAGAAUCAAAUUUAUUUAUAAAUGUGUUUUGCUAUGAACACAUUUUAACUAAGACAAUUGAAGGGUAAUGCAAAGAAAAAGAAAGAAACUAGCAACAAUGAGAGCUGUUAUUCUUGUUGGAGGAUAUGGAACUAGAUUAAGACCCCUUACAUUAAGUCGGCCAAAGCCAUUAGUUGAAUUUGCUAAUAAACCAAUGCUUCUGCAUCAAAUAGAAGCUCUGGUAGAAACAAAUGUGACAGAGGUAAUAUUAGCAGUAUCUUAUCGGGCAGAAGAAAUGGAAAAAGAUUUGAGUGAAAAAGUUAAAAAGUUAGGAAUACGUUUAAUCUUUUCGCAUGAACCAGAACCACUUGGCACUGCAGGACCACUUGCACUUGUACAUGAUUUAUUGUGUUCAGGAGAUGAACCAUUUUUUGUUUUAAACUCAGAUAUUAUUUGUGACUUUCCAUUUAUGCAACUCUUGGAAUUUCAUAAAAGUCAUGGUAGAGAGGGCACUAUAAUAGUAACUAAAGUAGAAGAACCAUCAAAGUAUGGUGUAGUGGUUUAUGAAGAUGAUGGAAAAAUAGAAAGUUUUGUAGAGAAGCCACAGGAAUUUAUUUCCAAUAAAAUUAAUGCAGGCAUGUACAUUUUUAAUCCAAGUGUCUUAAAAAGAAUAGAAUUGAAACCUACCAGUAUAGAAAAAGAAAUUUUUCCACACAUGGCUCGGGAUGGAGAACUAUAUGCAAUGGAAUUAGCAGGAUUUUGGAUGGAUGUUGGACAACCAAAAGAUUUUCUUAAAGGAAUGAGUAUGUACCUUACAUCUCUAAGACAAAGAUCUCCAGAAAAGUUAUAUUCUGGUCCAGGUGUAGUAGGAAAUGUCUUAAUAGAUGAAACAGCAAAGAUUGGAAAAGAUUGUAGAAUAGGACCUAAUGUUACAAUUGGCCCUGAUGUUGUAUUAUCUGAUGGUUGUUGCAUUAAAAGAAGCACUAUUCUUAAAGCAGCUGUAAUAAAAGAGCAUGCAUGGCUAGAUGGGUGCAUUGUAGGUUGGAGAAGUGUUGUGGGGCGUUGGGUACGAAUGGAAGGUACCACAGUACUUGGUGAAGAUGUAAUUGUUAAGGAUGAAUUAUAUAUUAAUGGAGGUCAAAUUUUGCCUCACAAGAAUAUUUCCAGUUCUGUACCAGAACCACAAAUAAUCAUGUGAUCAAAAACAAUAUUUUAAAAAGAUAUACUGAACAUGAUGAGUGACCAAAUUACAAGACAUUUUAUAAAAUUUUUACUA